Ictalurus punctatus (channel catfish) is the source of this 8638-nucleotide messenger RNA. RefSeq names its product spectrin, beta, erythrocytic (gene sptb). The record is from RefSeq and is a predicted model, not a curated record. Gene Ontology annotation, molecular function: phospholipid binding; actin filament binding; structural constituent of cytoskeleton. Gene Ontology annotation, cellular component: cell projection; cell junction; cortical actin cytoskeleton. The coding region runs from base 74 to 7489 and encodes 2471 amino acids. Gene Ontology annotation, biological process: actin cytoskeleton organization. The transcript is spliced from 36 exons. Lineage: Eukaryota; Metazoa; Chordata; Actinopteri; Siluriformes; Ictaluridae.
ACAGAAGAGAGGAAGCGAUAGACUUUGCAUCUGUCAAGCUGACCCGCAGAGGUGUGUGUAGCGCUGUCUGAUAAUGAGCAGCCCUUGUCUGUGUCACACCAUGCCUGUGAGUCAGAGCCAGUUGCCAGAGGUGAAGCUCAGCCUGAAGACCAGCAGAGAGGUCAGUUCAAUCCGCUCCAGUGCCUACUCCUCAGGAAAAGAACUCCCCAUCCGCAUCAGCACUCAAGCCACCAGAAGCAGGAGCACACCGCCUGUGUCCAGAUUUCAAUGUAGCGAGAACAAAGCAGCACCCAAGACUAACGGACACACCAAGCAUGAACCCAAGAAUUUGCCAGAGAGGAACAGCACUUUACGGGGCAUUCCACCAACCCAAGCCCCCUUAACGGUCUCUGCCUCCUCCUCCUCGUCUUCCUCUUCCUCAUCCUCCUAUACUUCGAGACUAUCCCGACCCUCGCCCCCGCAAAAACCUUCUUCAUCCUCAUCAUCCUCUUCGCAGAGUAUGAAACGCACCCGCUGGCUAAGCCACAGCACCUCCAACAUCUACUUCAACUCCAUCUUAGACGGGAGGUUCAGACUUCUUCAAGAUGAGCGAGAAGCUGUGCAAAAGAAGACCUUCACAAAAUGGGUAAACUCCAUCCUGGCUCGAGUCAGCUGCCGGAUCUCAGACCUCUAUCUAGACCUGAGGGAUGGGAGGAUGCUCAUCAAGCUACUUGAGGUUCUGUCAGGUGAAAGGCUGCCCAGGCCCACUAAAGGUCGAAUGAGGAUUCACUGUCUGGAGAAUGUAGACAAGGCCCUGCAGUUUCUAAGGGAGCAGAGGGUUCAUUUGGAGAACAUGGGGUCACAUGAUAUUGUAGAUGGGAACCAUCGACUUAUCUUGGGGCUCAUUUGGACAAUCAUUCUUCGCUUCCAGAUUCAAGACAUUGUAGUAGAAUCAGACCUGACGGGUAAGCAGGAGACACGCUCUGCUAAAGAUGCCUUGUUGCUUUGGUGUCAAAUGAAGACAGCUGGAUACCCGAAUGUAAAUAUCACCAACUUCACCACAAGCUGGAAGGAUGGCUUAGCUUUUAAUGCCCUCAUACACAAACACAGGCCAGAUCUGGUUGACUAUGGCAACCUGCAGAGAUCCAAUCCAACUCACAAUCUUCAACAAGCUUUCAAUGUGGCUGAGAGAAAUCUUGGAGUCACCAAGCUCUUGGACCCAGAAGAUGUGUUUACUGAGAACCCAGAUGAGAAGUCCAUCAUCACUUAUGUUGUUGCUUUCUACCAUUACUUCUCCAAGAUGAAAGCUCUGGCAGUUGAAGGCAAGCGAGUUGGGAAGGUGCUGGACCAAGCCAUUGAAACAGAAGAGAUGAUUAAGAUGUAUGAGACACUUUCCUCAGACCUGCUAACAUGGAUUGAACAGACCAUCAUUAUCCUCAACAACCGCAAACUCGCAAACUCUUUGAAUGGAGUCCAGCAACAAUUACAAGCCUUCAACUCGUACCGUACUGUGGAGAAGCCUCAAAAAUUCCAGGAUAAGGGAAACCUGGAAGUACAGCUCUUCACAAUCCAGAGCAGGAUGAGGGCCAACAAUCAGAAGGUUUACACCCCUAAAGAAGGCGCAUUGGUGGCAGACAUCAACAGGGCAUGGGAGCGAUUGGAGCGCGCUGAAUAUGAGCGAGAGCGGGUGCUUAGAGAUGAGCUCAUCAGGCAGGAAAAUCUUGAACAAAUGGCCCGUCGUUUUGACAGAAAGGCUGCCAUGAGAGAAACCUGGCUGCUGGAGAACCAGAAACUGGUAGCACAGGACAAUUUUGGAUAUGAUCUACCAGCAGUAGAGGCAGCGAAGAAAAAGCACGAUGCCAUUGAGACAGACAUUGCUGCAUAUGAGGAGCGUGUACAAGCCCUGGUGGCCUUGUCUAAAGAGCUUGAGGCAGAGAGGUACCAUGAUGCUAAACGGAUUGAUGCAAGGAAGGACAAUAUCCUGAGGCUUUGGGACUACCUCCAGGAGCUUCUGAGCGCUCGCAGGGGCCGCCUGGAGAAGAAUCUCACCUUGCAAAGAAUCUUCCAGGAAAUGCUUUACAUCAUUAACUGGAUAGAUGAGAUGAAGAAUCGUCUCCAGUCACCUGAUUUUGGGAAGCACUUGUUGGAGGUGGAGGACCUUCUGCAGAAGCAUGCUUUAAUCGAGGCAGAUAUUGCUGUGCAAGCAGAGAGAGUGAGCUCUGCUAAUGCAGCUGCUCUCAAAUUUGCAAAUGGAGACAGCUACAAACCAUGUGACCCCCAAGUGAUUCGAGAUAGGGUACAGCACUUAGACCUAUGUUAUCAGGAGCUGUGUGCACUUGCAGCACAACGCAAGGCACGUUUGGAACAGUCUCGCCGUCUAUGGCACUUCUUCUGGGAAACAGCUGAACUGGAGAGCUGGAUCCGUGAGAAGGAACACAUAUUUUCCUCUCUCGACUAUGGCAAGGACCUGACCAGUGUGCUGGUGCUUCAGAGUAAACACCGUGCUUUUGAAGAUGAGCUGGGUGCUUGGCGUGAUCACCUGAAGGAGCUGAUGGGUGAAAGUGAGAAGAUGAUAAAAGCCAAGCAUUUUGGUACCCCUAAGGUGCAGCAGCGCAUGCAGGAAGUACAGAGGCAAUGGCAGCAACUUGAGGAGCUGGCUGCAUUCCGCAAACAGAACCUCCAGGACACGCAACAUUUCUUCCAGUUCCAGGGUGACGCUGAUGACCUUAAGGCCUGGUUGUUGGAUGCCAUCCGGCUUAUGAGCUCUGAAGAUAUUGGGCAUGAGGAGUACACCACACAGAGGUUGCUCAAGAGGCAUCAUGCCCUAAGUGAUGAGGCAGUUAAGAAUGGAGCCACCAUUGAUGCUUUGAGCAAACAGGCCAAUUCACUGCCCGAGGAGCUAAAGAACACCCCUGACAUCCAGCGGCGUUUGCAGGACAUUAGGGAUCUGUACAUGGAGCUCUUGUCUCUCUCAGACCUGCGACAGAAGAAGCUAGAGGACACUAUGGCACUGUACACCAUUUUCAGUGAGACAGAUGCCUGUGAGCUCUGGAUGGGUCAGAAAGAGACAUGGCUGAUCGGGUUAGAAACACCAGAGACGUUGGAGGAUCUGGAGGUCGUUCAGAAUAGGUUAAGCAUCCUUGCCCAAGAAAUGGGCAACAUGCAGAUAUUGGUGGACAACAUCAACAGAGCAGCCAAGCAGCUAGAGGACAGCAGGCACCCACGAUACAAAGAGGUGAAAGAUUGUCAGACUCGUCUCAAUAAGAGGUGGGAUGCAUUUAAGGAUAUGGUAGAAUCUAAGAAGCAUAAGGUGGAUUCAGCACUCAGUCUUCACAAUUAUGGGCUUGAGUGUGAUGAAACCGGGGCAUGGAUCAAAGACAAGACACGAGUCAUUGAGUCUACACAGGACCUUGGAAAUGACCUGGCUGCUGUCAUGACUAUCCAAAGGAAACUUUAUGGCAUGGAAAGAGACCUGGCUGCUAUUCAGGAUAAGCUGGACUUCCUGCGUGGUGAGGCUCAACAACUUGUCAAGGACCAUCCUGAGAAUGCCGCUGACAUCUUGGCCCAACAAGCAGAGUUAAACAAAGCUUGGGAGACAUUGAAACAAACGCUAAAGGAUAGAGAGGAUUCUCUCGGUGAAGUAAGCAAGUUGCAAAACUUUCUGCAGAACCUGGAUGACUUUCAGUCUUGGCUUUUCAAGACACAGAAGGCCAUUGCAUCUGAGGAGAUGCCUACAAGCCUGCCAGAGGCAGAGAAGCUCCUAAGUCUUCACGAUGCACUAAAAGAUGAUAUGGAUAGCCAUGAGGAGGACUAUCACAGCAUUAGAGACACUGGAGCAGCCGUCACCCGUGACCAAGAGGAGGAUGCCCAAUACCAAGAGCUGGAUCAGAGGCUGAAGGGUGUAGAUAAGGGUUGGGAUGAGCUGCAAAAAAUGUGGGAAAGCCGAAAGAACUAUUUGGACCAAGGCUUGGGUUUCCAACAGUUCUCAAGAGAUGCAAAGCAAGCUGAAACCAUCUUGAACAACCAGGAGUAUGUUCUGGCUCACCUGGAACAGCCUGACACACUCGAUGGGGCAGAGAAGGCUUUGAAGAAGCAUGAGGACUUUGUCACCACUAUGGAUGCUAAUGAGGACAAAAUAAUACAUACACUAGAUGGAGGUCAAAGGCUGAUAGACAGUGGAAACCUUUACUCACCGAAAGUAAAGGACAAAAUAAACUCUAUCCAAGACAGAUAUGAGAAGAACCAAGACAAAGCCAAAGAGGUAUCUAAGAAACUCAGAGACAACAAAGACCUGCAACACUUUCUUCAGAACACUCAGGAUCUUACUCUGUGGAUAAAUGAGAAGAUGCUGACUGCUCAGGACACCUCAUACGAUGAGGCUCGCAACCUUCACAGCAAAUGGCAAAAGCACCAGGCCUUCAUGGCAGAACUGGCUUCAAAUAAGGAUUGGCUCAACAAAAUUGAUCAGGAAGGUAAAGAGUUGAUGGCCUCCAAACCAGAGUUUGAACCCAUUGUGAAGGAACGUCUGACGAAACUUCAUGAGCUGUGGAACAAGCUGGAACAUACCACACAGGAAAAGGCCCGACUUCUGUUUGAUGCACAUCGCUCAGAGCUGUUUGAAGAGAGCUUGGCUGAUUUGAAGAAGUGGUUGGCUAAUCUGCAGCAGCAGCUCCAGGGUGAUGUUAAUGAGGAGGUUAAAGAUCUUACUAGUGCCAAUAUCCUUCUCAAGAAGCAUCAGAUGACUGAGAAUCAGGUGCGAGACCGAGGUCGGGAGCUGCAAGAGCUGCAGGAAGCUGUGCAGCAGCAUACUCCACUGACUGAAGAGCAACCAGAGCUGGAAGCUGAGCAGCAGAUCGUCCAGAGAGACUUUCAGCAACUCCUUACACCUCUGGCUCAACGCAAGGGACAGCUCGAGGCAGCUAAAGCUGUGUACCAGUUCUACAGAGAUGUGGCAGAUGAGAUACUCUGGCUUGAAGAGAGGUUGCCUAUGGCCAUGUCACAGGAUCAUGGGAACAAUCUACAGACAGUCCAGCUUCUCCUGAAAAAGAAUCAGACCCUCCAGAAGGAGAUUGAAGGUCACCAGCCACGUAUGGAUGAGGUGUUGCAGCGGGGUCGACGUAUGAUGGCGGCUGCAGAAGGUAGCCCAGAGGCAGAGCAUAUGUCUGAGGAAAUGAAGAGGUUGGAGGAGGUCUGGGCACGGCUGCAAGAUGAAAUGGCAAAACGGCGAGCUCGACUCAAUGCCUCUAAUGAUGCCCAGCAAUACUACAAUGAUGCAGAUGAAGCAGAAGCAUGGAUUGGUGAACAGGAACUCUACAUGAUUGCUGAUGAUAAAGCAAAGGAUGAGCAGAGCGCUGUGAUUUUGCUAAAGCGGCACUUGGUUCUGAAGCAGGUUGUUGAUGACUAUGCGGAUUCUAUCCAGAAGCUCGCUGACCAUGCUCAGAAGAUGUUUGCUGAAGAGCAUCCUGAAGGGGAGGCCAUCAUCCGGAGGCAGGGUCAGGUGGACAAACAGUAUGCAGGACUGAAGGAGCUGGCUGAGGACCGCAGGAAGAACCUUGAUCACACUUACCAUCACUUCCUCAUGAGCCGGGAGGUGGAAGAUCUGGAGCAGUGGAUUGCUGAGCGUGAUGUGGUGGCUUCUUCACAGGAAAUGGGACAGGACCUGGACCAUGUUACGAUGCUGAGGGAUAAGUUCAGGGAGUUUGCCAGGGAGACGGGGACAGUGGGACAGGAGCGGGUGGAUGCUGUCAAUCACAUCAUUGAUGAGCUGAUCGAGGCUGGUCAUAGUGAAUCAUCUACUCUGGCUGAAUGGAAGGACGGCAUUAACGAGAGUUGGGCAGAUCUCUUGGAGCUCAUUGACACCCGCACACAGCUCCUCACGUCUUUUUAUGAUCUGUUUAAGUACUUUUAUGAUGGCAAGGAGUUGGUAGUCCAGAUCGAGGAGAAACAAAAUGAGCUUCCAGAAGAUGUGGGAGAGGAUUUCAGCAAGGCAGAGUCUUUCCAUCGCAUGCAUGCUGCAUUUGAGAGAGAUAUCAGCUCCCUUGGAAAGCAGGUACAGCAGUUCCAGGACACUGCAGCGCGUCUGCAUGCCCAGUAUGCUGGAGUCCAGGCAGAUGCCAUCAAGGCAACAGAGAAAGAGGUGGUAGAUGCAUGGAAGGGUCUUCUGGCUGCCUGCGCAGGUAGACGGAAAGAGCUGGAGGAGACAGCAAACAAGUUCCGUUUUUUCACCAUGGUUAGGGAUCUAAUGGCCUGGAUGGAAAGCAUCAUCCAGCAAAUAGAAACUCAGGAGAAACCCAGAGAUGUGUCAUCAGUGGAGUUGCUAAUGAAGUAUCACCAAGGGAUCCGUGCAGAGAUUGAGACUCGUGGACCAAAGUUUAAUGAUUGUGUGGCAUUAGGGCGGACUCUACUAGCACAGAAGCACAGGGAUGCAAAUGAGAUCAAAGAGAAGUUGAUGCAGCUACUUGAGAAGAGAGAGGAAAUGAUGCUUAAAUGGGAUGACAGAUGGGACUGGCUUAGACUGUUGUUAGAGGUGUGCCAGUUUGCCCGAGAUGCAUCUGUAGCAGAAGCCUGGCUGGUAGCUCAGGAGCCGUAUGUGGCCAGUAAGGACUUGGGUGAGUCUGUGGAUGAGGUAGAGAAGUUGCUCAAGAGGCACGAUGCCUUUGAGAAAUCCACUGCCACCUGGGAGGAACGAUUCUCUGCACUGGAGCGCCUUACAACGCUUGAACUGAUUCAAAUCAGAAAGCAGCAGCUGGAAAUUCAGCAAUACAGAGAGGAAGAGGAAAAGGACAGCAGGAGGGAUGACACAGGCUAUGUCGAAGAGUCCUCACGUUUGGACACAAUUGAGGAGCAGUCUCUUUCUGGCAUGGCAGCAGUAGAUCCAAGCUCAGGACAUGGAGAUAGCACUGCAGGGGACUCAGUGGUGCCCAUGAUUUCAGAUAUUCAGGAGAGUGUGGAACUGGAACCCUCAACGUCCACCCAGGCUACCAAAGAGGCAGAGCGUGCUGCCACUCUUCCCAUUAUGCCUACACAAUCCCAGCCACCCCUGCUGCAGGGAACCCUCACACGUAAACAUGAGAUGGAGGGACCUAAUAAAAAAGCAGCCAAUAGGUCGUGGAACAGCAUCUAUUUUGUUUUAAAGCCUGGCCAACUUUCAGCCUACAAGGAUGCAAAGAGUUUUGCCCAUGGUGUUACAUACCAUGGAGAAGACCCGCUGUCACUCCACGAUGCUGUUUGCGAGAUUCUGACCAAUUACAAGAAAAGGAAGCAGGUGUUUAAACUGCGGCUUGGAGAUGGAAGUGAAUACCUAUUCCAGUGUAGAGAUGAGGAAGAACUGAAGAUCUGGACUAAGGCCAUAGAGAAGGCAGCAGAGAAUGUGGCAGAGGAGCAAGUAGAAGGGCCUUCAGAACCUCAAGCCCAGAGCUUGCCCCUUCCUUCAUCCUCAACUGCCUCAGACGUUCCCUCUGCCAAGAAGGAAAAGGAGAAGAGGUUUACUUUAUUCACCAAAAAGAAGUGAGAGGGACCCUUAUAGGUCAGGACCUCAGCGAAAGCACGCAAAAACCACAGAGGACAGACAGUGGGUUGGUGAAGAAAUGAACUGAUUUAUAUUAACAUGCUACAUGCAUUAAAAAAAACAACAACAACAACAAACAUUAUGUUAAUUUCUAUGAUUACAAAUUACACUUGUGCCUGUAUGUAUGCCAGUGAACUGUUGCAAUGGUCCACUUGUUUACUUUUUUAACUUUACUUUUUUUCCGUAAAACAUACCAGAUUCACAUUCAGACAAAAGCACAGGAAUGCUGUUUUCACACUCAACCAAAGAUUGUUUGUUUGUUUGUUUGUUUUUGCAUUACUUGAUCUUCUGUUGGGCAUGCUUUCUUAAUAUUAUAUAGUAGAUUUAUAAUCACAUAUUAAGCAUUUUGUCAGUUUGCCAUACUUCUCAAAAUGGUUGUAAAAUGUGAUACUGUGCUCUUUGUGUUGGAACUUGUACAAUGUACAAUUUACAAUUGGACGUUACAGAGUUUGUUGUAAAUGCCAAUUAGCCAUAGGUUUACUCAGGAGGUUUAGUUUAUACACUGUACACUACUGUAUAUAAUUAAUACAAGUGCAGUAUGCACAGUGGUCAGCAACCUUUUUUAUUGUUCAAGUUUAGCUUUUCCCCCCAUGGAAUUAGGAUUAACUUUCUGCAAAAUAACUAGAAGGUACCUUGCUAGACAAAACAAGAUGGCAAUGUACUAAGAAUUGUCCAAAACCUAUAAUAUGUGUAAUGUUAUUUUUUCUAAUGCAUGAAUGGAUGUGUUUAUUUUAUAUGGUGCUAUGUUAUUACACACAGCGGCCACAGCGGUCACUGGCUCUUUCCUGACUAAUCUAAAUUUAUAGCAGCUAUCAAAAGCAUGCAUCAUGUCUAUUGUUUUAAUCAUAUCAGAUGAAUACCAUGUUUUGUAAAGAGUAUAAUGUUGGGUCAGUGAUGUUCAAUGCAAUCAUUCAAUUUCAGAAUGUAUAUGGAAAGAAUGUGUAACACCAAUUUGAAUGUAACAUACAGUAGGAGGAAAUGAAGCCAUGGAAGAGGAAAAGAAGACAGUAAAGACUGGUAUUUAGUGGAUUUAUCAGGGAAAAGAUAUAAAGUUAUAUGUUUAUGCAUAAAUAAUACAUAAUCAAAUCUGAA